UGUAUUUUGUUGUUAUGGGCCAGUAUAUCUAUAUGUAUGCAUAUAGCUUAUACUGCAAUACACUUUGUAGUUUGAUUUCGUGUUAUUAUCGAGUUUAUUAUUUAGAAGAUUGUGCGAUCUUUAAAAUAACUGAGUUUCAAAAAUGAAUAAAAGCCAUGAUAAGAAGUCAGGUAGACGGAGCAGAUCACGAGAAAGAGACAGAGAUAGAGAUAGAGAACGUGAACAUAGGGAGAGAGAUCGAGAACACAGAGAGAGGAGGAGAAGUAGGAGCAGAUCAAAAGAUCGUAAAAAAGAUAGAAAGAGAUCUAGGUCUCGUGAAAGGGACAAGUCUCGUGGUAGAGAACGCUCCAGAGAAAAGGAGAUUGAUAGAACCAGAGAUAGAGAACAAGAUAGAUCCAGAGAAAAAGAUCUGGAUAGAAGUAGAGACAAAGGACGUGAUAAGUCUAGAGACAGAAGAGAUGAGAAAGAUAACAAAAACAAAGAUGAUAAGAAACAUAAGCCAAGUCCUUCAGCUGAUGAUGAUAAAAAGGAUAACAAGAACCAAACCAAAAAAGAAGAAGAUGAACAAGAGGAACAAGCAAAAGCAGCAUCUAAAAAAGAACCUCUAAGUUUAGAAGAAUUGCUUGCUAAGAAAAAAGCAGAAGAAGAAGCUCGUGCGAAACCGAAAUUCCUCACCAAACAAGAAAGGGCAGCAUUGGCAUUACAAAAGAGGCAAGAGGAAGUAGCUGCAAUGAGAAAGCAGCAAGAAGAACAGCGAAAAUUAUUGCCACAGACCGAAGGGUCCAGCAGCUCGAGUAACAACAGAGAAUGGGAUGAUCGUGAUAGGCGCAGAGAAAAUCAAAGGUCUCGUGAUGAAGAUGUAAAAGACAAGGACAAAGAAAAGGAAGUAGAGGCAAUAAAAGAACGAUAUCUUGGACUAAUAAAAAAGAAACGUCGGGUGAGAAGGCUCAAUGAUCGUAAAUUCGUAUUCGAUUGGGAUACAACGGAAGACACGUCCGUUGAUUACAAUAAUAUUUAUAAAGAGAGACAUCAGGUCCAAUUCUUUGGAAGAGGAAAUUUGGCUGGUAUUGACAUCAAGGCUCAAAAGCGCGAUCAAAGCAAAUUUUAUGGAGAAUUGCUGGAAAAAAGAAGGACAGAAGCUGAAAAAGAACAAGAAAAGGUGCGAUUAAAAAAAGUAAAAAGGAAAGAAGAAAAGCAAAAAUGGGAUGAUCGUCAUUGGUCGGAAAAAGCAAUAGAUGAAAUGACGGAGCGUGAUUGGCGUAUUUUCCGAGAAGAUUACAAUAUUACUAUCAAGGGUGGAAGAAUACCUGAUCCGAUCCGGUCGUGGAAGGAAUCAGGUUUUCCUAAAGAAAUCUUGGAUAUUAUCGACAAAGUUGGUUAUAAAGAUCUCACGCCUAUUCAACGACAGGCCAUUCCAAUCGGUUUACAAAAUCGCGAUAUUAUCGGUGUAGCCGAAACUGGUUCCGGUAAAACGCUGGCUUUCCUUAUACCACUUUUGUUGUGGAUUACAAGUCUGCCUAAAAUUGAACGCACUGAUGAAGUGGAUCAAGGACCUUGGAGUAUAAUUUUAGCGCCAACUCGUGAGUUGGCGCAGCAAAUCGAAGAAGAAACCAAUAAAUUUGGACAGCCAUUAGGAAUUAGGACAGUGGUCGUCGUCGGUGGUCUUUCCAGGGAAGAACAGGGUUUCAGAUUGAGAAUGGGUUGUGAGAUUGUUAUUGCAACUCCUGGUAGAUUGAUAGACGUAUUAGAAAAUAGAUACUUAGUACUGAACCAGUGUACAUAUAUUGUCCUUGAUGAAGCCGACAGAAUGAUAGACAUGGGUUUUGAACCAGAUGUACAAAAGAUUUUGGAAUAUAUGCCGGUAACAAAUCUCAAGCCGGACAACGAGGACGCUGAAAAUGAAGAAAAGCUUCUAGCUAAUUACAACUCUAGGAAAAAGUACAGACAAACUGUCAUGUUUACAGCUACUAUGCCAGCAGCAGUCGAAAGAUUGGCCAGGACAUACCUGAGAAGACCGGCAGUCGUGUAUAUCGGUAGUAUUGGUAAACCUACCGAACGUACCGAACAAAUUGUACAUAUUAUGGGAGAAGCGGAUAAGAGAAGAAAGCUCAUGGAGAUCCUCAGUCGGGGUGUUGAACCACCAGUCAUUAUUUUCGUCAAUCAAAAGAAAGGAGCGGAUGUGCUUGCCAGAGGAUUGGAGAAACUUGGAUACAACGCUUGUACACUUCAUGGUGGUAAAGGACAAGAACAGAGAGAGUACGCCCUUGCUUCGCUUAAAGGCGGUAGUAAAGACAUUCUGGUUGCUACAGACGUCGCUGGACGUGGUAUCGAUAUUAAGGAUGUAUCUAUGGUUAUCAACUAUGAUAUGGCCAAAACAAUCGAAGAUUAUACGCAUCGUAUCGGAAGAACUGGCCGUGCUGGAAAGGCUGGUGUUGCUAUAUCGUUUUGUACUAAAGAUGAUAGUCAUCUAUUUUAUGAUCUUAAACAAACUAUUCUGGCAAGUCCAAUUUCUACAUGUCCUCCAGAGUUGCUUAAUCAUCCGGAGGCGCAGCAUAAACCCGGGACAGUUGUUACUAAAAAACGACGAGAAGAGAAGAUUUUUGCUUGAAAAUUUUAAGGCAUUUUUUUCUAAUUCAAUGAUUGUAUUCAAAAUAAAACGUUCAAGUAUGUAAGUAAUAACUUAUAUUAUUCAAAGUAACUCCGAUGGACUUAAUUGUACACACAUUGAACUGAUAAGAAUAGACGUAGCAAAGUUUAUUUAAUAUACAAUUUUUAGAUUGUUAAUAAAAUAAAAAAGAAGAUUUUAUAUAAUCAUAA
Molecule: messenger RNA, 2817 nt
Organism: Nasonia vitripennis (jewel wasp)
Lineage: Eukaryota; Metazoa; Arthropoda; Insecta; Hymenoptera; Pteromalidae
Product: probable ATP-dependent RNA helicase DDX23
Exons: 8
Coding region: 143-2608 (821 amino acids)
Biological process (GO): mRNA splicing, via spliceosome
Cellular component (GO): catalytic step 2 spliceosome
Molecular function (GO): ATP binding; RNA binding; RNA helicase activity
Source: RefSeq, a predicted model, not a curated record